Gryllus bimaculatus (two-spotted cricket) is the source of this 979-nucleotide messenger RNA. NCBI's taxonomy places the organism in Eukaryota, Metazoa, Arthropoda, Insecta, Orthoptera, Gryllidae. The record is from the annotation of a GenBank genome assembly.
AUGCCCACUGCGGAACCUGCAAGUUGUUGCUUGAAAAUGAACUUCGUCAAGCCGGCGACGGGCACGCGUCGUCCGGCAGACAAGGGCCGCCAGACGGACCGCACGACGCGCAUGCUGCUGGCCGUGCUGCUGCUCUUCCUCGCCACGGAGCUGCCGCAGGGGCUGCUGGGGCUGCUGUCGGGCCUGCACGGGCGCACCUUCUUCGAGCAGUGCUACUCGCGCCUGGGCGAGCUCAUGGACUUCCUGGCGCUGCUCAACUCGGGCAUCAACUUCAUCCUAUACUGCUCCAUGAGCAGGCAGUUCCGCACCACCUUCUCCGCCAUGUUCCGGCCGCGCUUCCUCGACCGCUGGCUGCCCGUGCCGCAGCGCUCGCAGUCCGACCACAACGGCCACACCAACCACGUGACGCAGGUAUAGUUCGUGUUAUUGCAUCAGAGUUGAGAGAUUUCUUCUUGCUCAACAAAUUCAUGUGCAGUGUGUCAUGGGCAACGUGGCAGUUUCGCCCUUGCUGGUGCUUGUGCCGGCAUGCCAAUGGACAUCUUGUGGCGCAUGCGCCUCGGAAACAGACUUUGCCACAAUUCUGGCGUCUUAUUUCUGUAACAUACGUGUGUGUACAUUCUGGCACUUGGGACAUUUGGUCGGGAUUGCACUAUGUGUAAGUUGGUAACUUGAAAUCAAGUAUCCGAGUGUUUGACAUGAACUCUGGAAACGAAUGAGAGAGAUUGUUUGUAUUUGCAUAUCAAAUACGGGAGGAGUAGUAUUGUUUGAGACUGAGGACUGUAAAUACCGGUGAAGUAACUCGAAUGGAUGUAAUAUGUUCACGCAGAGCACAGGCGAAUAUAACCCUAUAGUAUUUUAUUACUGUGGCCAUAAUAUAUGAAAUGAGGCAAAUGCUGUAUCAAGUAUCGAGUUUAUACCAACUCGAGACCAAAUUAUUAGAUUAUUCACUUUUAUUACUAACGGAAUUUAAUAAUGAAGU